This is a messenger RNA of Apis mellifera (honey bee), 1807 nucleotides long. RefSeq names its product eukaryotic translation initiation factor 3 subunit L (gene eIF3l). Gene Ontology annotation, biological process: translational initiation. Gene Ontology annotation, cellular component: cytoplasm; eukaryotic translation initiation factor 3 complex. The transcript is spliced from 3 exons. Lineage: Eukaryota; Metazoa; Arthropoda; Insecta; Hymenoptera; Apidae. Gene Ontology annotation, molecular function: translation initiation factor activity; protein binding. The record is from RefSeq and is a predicted model, not a curated record. The coding region runs from base 137 to 1753 and encodes 538 amino acids.
UUAAAUUAUACUAGUUUAUGAUUAUUUUAUUUAGAAUAAUUCGUGCGUAUGAACUUUUUUCUUUUGGAUUAAUUUGUAGAUUUUCAAACUAGAGGUUAUAUAAAAUUUUUCAUAUAAUUAGGUAAAAAUAGUAAUCAUGUAUGACGAUUACAAUGAGUAUGAUGCUUAUGAUGAUUAUGGACCACCAGAUGUUCAUAGCGAUCAAUAUGACAGAUUAGGUUAUCGCCAAGUACCAGAAGUUGUACGAAAUUUUUUAGUAUUUUUGCGAAAUUGUAUAAAUGAAGGAAUGAUUUUUGAAAUUCAAAAUCUUUAUGAAACAACAUUUCCAAAAAUCUCAGAACAAUUAUUUGAUAAAUCUUCUUGGCCAGAUACUCAAACAAUUGCACAUAUAGUUGAUAAUGAUCCAGUAUUUCUUACAUUGUAUAAAGAACUUUAUUAUCGUCAUAUUUAUGCUCGUAUGCAAGGACCAACAUUAGAACAACGUCUUGGUUCUUUUUAUAAUUAUUGUGAUCUUUUUAAUUAUAUUUUACGUCCUGAGACACCAGUCCAAUUGGAAUUACCUGAUCAAUGGUUAUGGGAACUUAUUGAUGAAUUUGUUUAUCAAUUUCAAUCUUUUACACAAUAUCGUGCUAAUUUAUCAAACAAGACACCUGAAGAAAUUGAAAAUUUAAAUGCACAUAGUAAGACAUGGGAUGUAUUAUGUGUUUUAAAUGUCUUACAUUAUUUAGUAGAUAAAUCAAAAAUCAAAAGUCAAUUAGAAGUAUAUGCAAGUGGUGGAGAUCCAGAUUCUGUUGCUGGUGUAUUUGGAAGACAUUCUUUAUACAAAAUGCUUGGAUAUUUUUCUCUUGUAGGAUUGUUACGUUUACAUUCUCUUUUAGGAGAUUAUUAUCAAGCAAUUAAAGUAUUAGAAAAUGUUGAACUUUAUAAAAAAAGUGCAUAUUCACAUGUUCCUGGUUGUCAAAUAUCAACAGCAUAUUACGUUGGUUUUGCUUAUAUGAUGAUGCGUAGAUAUGCAGAUGCAAUUAGAACUUUCUCUGGUAUAUUAUUAUAUAUUCAAAGAACAAAACAAUUGUUUGCAACACGAAGUUAUCAAAAUGAUCAAAUUAAUAAACAAACAGAACAAAUGUAUCAUUUAUUAGCAAUUUGUCUUGUUCUUCAUCCACAAUGUAUAGAUGAAGGAUUACAACAAGCAUUACGUGAUAAGAAUUAUCAUGAAAAAAUGUAUAAAAUGCAAUAUGGAGAUUUAGUUGAAUUUGAAUCAUGCUUUCUAUUUGCAUGUCCAAAAUUUUUGUCUCUUACACCACCAAAUCCUGAUAAUCCAAAUGAAGAUUAUGUUCGAGAAGCAAUUAAACAUCAAACUCAAGUCUUUAUGGAUGAAGUUGUUCAACAGAAAAUGUUACCAACAAUUCGUUCAUAUUUAAAAUUAUAUACCACUUUACCAUUAAGUAAACUAGCUACAUUUAUGUGUAGUAAUACUAGACCUGAUGAAAAUUGGGAUUUAGAUAAAGAAGUUAGUGCAUUAACUAUUCAUCUAUUAUGUUUUAAACAUAAAAUGAAAAAUAUUGUUUGGACAAAAGGAGCAUCAGGAUUAGAUGGAAAAUUUCAAUCUGGCUCAGAGCUGGAUUUUUAUAUUGAUCAUGACAUGAUUCACAUUGCGGAUACAAAAGUGGCACAUCGUUAUGGAGAUUUUUUUAUCCGGAAAAUUCUCAAAUUUGAGGAAUUAAAUCGCAAAUUACAUCAUAUAAAAAUUUAAGAAUGUCAUUUCAAUGAUAUAUAUUAUAUAAAAUAAAAAAAUUGAUAAUAAAUA